AAAAGUCGGCCUUAUGCAUAUAGGUUUUCUUCUUUGGAUGCAAGGCUAUUCAUGGAAAACUAACUUCAAAUUCCUUACAGCUGUUUAUCAAAGGAUCCAUAGUAUACGCCGCUCUCUCCCUCGUUUGUUUGCUUCUCUCCCUCACGAAAAACCCCUCUCUCUUCUCGGGUCGUCUCUUCCCUGUUUCCAUUCGUGGAGAUCGAAGUCGCAAGGAUUGAAGAGACCAGGGUUCUUCGAGAGCUCUGUCUUCUGUAGUAGCUUAUUGGUUCGAAAGAGUUCUCAUUGAAGAGUGGUUUUGCAGCAACUAGCGAGUGGAAGUUUCUAAUCUGUCAACGCCAAUAUCUUAACCCUUGUGUGCUUUCCUUAUUCUUGAAAAUGUCGUCCCUAAGAAAUGCUGUUUAUAGACGGGCUCACAAGGAACGAUCUCAGCCACAAUCAAGAAAAAAAUAUGGGCUUCUCGAGAAACACAAGGAUUAUGUUGUGCGUGCGAAGGCAUUUCACAAAAAAGAGGAUGCUUUGCGUAAACUCAAAGAGAAAGCAGCAUUCAGGAACCCAGAUGAAUUUUACUUUAAGAUGAUCAAAACAAAAACGGUGGAUGGAGUCCAUAAACCGGAGAGUCAAGCUAACAAAUACACUCAAGAAGAACUCAUGUUAAUGAAGACCCAAGAUAAAGGAUAUGUCCUGCAGAAGCUUCAAAGUGAAAAAAAUAAAAUUGAAAAGCUAACAGCCGUGCUACAGUCUCUUGAUAAUCAACCGUCAACCAGACACAUUUUUUAUGCUGAAGACAGGGAGGAUGCCAAAGAGAUGCAGUUGCGAACAUCAAAAGUUGGAAAGGUGCCUGUUUUUGAGGAUGUGCCUGAUCAUAUUAAAAGGAAAACAGCCGCUUCCUACAGAGAGCUGGAGGCGCGAAAAGGCAGAGUGAAUGACUUGGAGAAAUUAUACAUGGAUAUGGCUAUGCAGAAAGAACUACAGAAAAAGGGUCGGAAACGCAAACUUCGUGAAGAUGAGAUUGUAUGUCCAACCUCCAAACCAGUAUACAAGUGGCGGCCAGACCGAAAACGAUGAAGAGAAUUGGGAUAUUGUCAAUGAGGUGAAGGUACCGUUAUGUGGCCUAAAACUGAACAAUCAGCUUCGCCUGGUUAGCUGUUGAAGGUGUUUAGAUGUGGAGUUUGAGAAAUCAAGAACAAAAUAACUGUCUGUGGCUCUGAUUGCGUGAACAGCUGUUAGGACUAUAGAGAGUCCUGUAGCAAUUCAUAAUCUGUAGUUUUUUGUGUCUGGAAAUUUUUGAUCUUACAUUUCAGUUACAGUUACCUGAAAUUGUUCUGUCAUUUUACUUAUUUCUUGGAAAGUUACUUUCGUUAUGUUA
This is a messenger RNA of Camellia sinensis, 1366 nucleotides long. Its product is annotated as putative U3 small nucleolar RNA-associated protein 11. NCBI's taxonomy places the organism in Eukaryota, Viridiplantae, Streptophyta, Magnoliopsida, Ericales, Theaceae. Gene Ontology annotation, cellular component: small-subunit processome; nucleolus. Gene Ontology annotation, biological process: rRNA processing. The record is from RefSeq and is a predicted model, not a curated record.